UCAUGGCAGACGUAAUUAACCCGGAAAGAAGCGGCGGCGGCGCCGGGAGCCACCCUCCGCCGCCCGGCCCCGCUCCGCGGGCGCACAGCGCAGGGACCCGCGGGGCAGAUGCUGGAGUUCGUUGCUGGGCUCUGCCUGCACCGUCUGUCUCGUGUCAGCCGCCGGAUAGACGUCGGCAGGGCGAGCUCUUUGCAAGACCAGGGUGAUGUGAGAAGGAGCCCGGCAUGCCGUACCUGGACCGGCAGAACCGUAUCUGCGGCUUCCUGGACAUUGAAGAAAAUGAGACCUGUGGCAAGUUCCUGCGGAGGUACUUCAUCCUGGACACCCAGGCCAACUGCCUCCUGUGGUACAUGGACAACCCCCAGAACCUGGCCAUCGGCGCGGGAGCUGUCGGGUCUCUGCAGCUCACCUACAUCUCCAAGGUCAGCAUCGCCACCCCGAAACAGAAGCCCAAAACCCCGUUCUGCUUCGUUAUCAACGCCUUAUCUCAGCGCUACUUCCUACAAGCCAGUGACCAGAAGGACCUGCAGGACUGGGUGGAAGCGCUGAACCGGGCCAGUAAGAUCACGGUGCCGAAGGGCGGCAGCGUCCCACCGGCCACAGAGAUCACGAAGCCUCCGGUGGUGCCGCAGGCACAGGAGAGGAAGCCGCAGGUUGCCUACAAAACCGAGAUCAUCGGGGGGGUGGUGGUCCACACACCCAUCUCCAUCAACCAGAACGGGGGGGACGCAGGGGACGGCAGCGACGUGGCCGCGCACCCGCUGCUGCGGCGCUCUCAGAGCUACGUCCCCCCCUCGGCCACCAAGGCACCGGCCGGGCCCCCCCCGCUCAAGAGUGGCUACUGCGUGAAGCAGGGGAACGUGAGGAAGAGCUGGAAGCGCCGGUACUUCGUUCUGGAUGAGUUUUCCAUCAGUUACUACAAGUGUGAGCAGGACAAGGAGCCCUUGCGUUCCAUUCUCCUGAAGGAUGUUUGCAAGACCCAUGAGUGCCUGGUCAAGUCUGGUGACCUCCUGAUGCGGGACAACCUCUUUGAAAUCAUCACGAACUCCAGGACCUUCUACAUCCAGGCAGACAGCCCCGAGGACAUGCACAGCUGGAUCCGAGCCAUCACAGGGGCAGUCCAGGCCCUGAAAACCCGCCCCAGGGAGAUGUCCUUCAUGAGAUCCACAUCCAUGGUGAGACCCGGGGGCUCCUCAGCCCAAUCCCAGCAGAGGCCGGUGGCGGAGGAGCGGAGGGCGCUGUGCCGGGCCCCCACCAGCUCCUCCUGGCAGCCCUGGACGCCGGUGCCGGUAGCGGGGAAGCAGCCGGAGGUGCCCGCAGUGCUCAGGGACUCGCUCUUCACACCAGCCCUCACGGAGCGCGAUGGCGGAGCCGCGCCGGGCACCCGCGUGCGGCACAAGUCGGAGCCGCAGCAGCUCAAGGAGAAGCCCUUCGUCUUCGACCUGGAUGAUGAAAGCAUCCGGACCUCCGAUGUGUGAGCGGGGCCCAUCCCCGGCUGCUGGGGUGAUUUGGGGUGUGCUCCAUGUGUGUGCUCAGCGCCUCGGACCAAGCUCGCUCCCGUCGUCUCAGUGGGGUGAAGUGGCCCCAUCCCUCCAUCACUGCCCAUCCCUGCGAUGCAGGAUCCGGCUGGACCCGCAUCCCAGCACCCCAGAGAGCAGGGUCCUGCCUGCUCCCACCUGGGCUUUGCCCCAAUGCCUCCGUGUUUCAGAAGCUGCCUCUGUGCUGGUCCCCAGCGUGGCCUGGAUGAGAGGACAUCUUCUGCAACCUCACAAUUCUCCCUCCAAAACCAAGCCUGGAGGAAGCAUCCGGAGGUCUCGGAGGUGUGAAGGGGAGCGUGGCCUUUCUUGUGUUUGGGACAAAACCUGUUUUUUCUCCUCUUUUGUGCUGCUCAUCCUGCCUGUACAAGGACACACUGCAGCUUCCCUAGGAGAGCAGCUCUGCACGCUGCCCGACUGGUGCAGCAACAUCUCUGUUGGCUUUUAAUGAUGUCUUUUGAUACCCGUGGCCGCUGUUAAACCCCAGCCCUGGCGCAGCUCCUCCAAAAGGCUUGUUGGUACCUCUGGAGCAGCGGUGGCUCUGGGGAUGCUCAGGGAUGGGGUUGGUUUUGCUCUGGGCACCGGGGAACCCUGCCUGGGGGUGAAGCGCUUUGAGCAGUGAAAAAGGAGUGUUUAACAGCACCGGGAGGACUCGUUGCACCAGCUGCUGCCUUGAUGUGAGAAUGAGCAGAAGUCUUUAGAGCAAUGUGAACUUGUCAUCUCCGUAACCAAAUAAGCUCGUGUAGGAGGUGUGAUAAAUAGUGUGUAGAUUCAGGUAUUCCCUAGGCAGCAAAAUUGUCUGUUAUCCUCACCCUGAAACGCAUGUGCAAUCCUUGGGUACCAGUGAGGAUGCAGCUCCCCAUCCCUGCUGUCAGCAUCAUGCUGUGUUGGUGUGACCUGAGGCCCUCAGUGACACGGGUUAGUGGUGGCAUUGGCAGUGCUGGGCAACGGUUGGACUUGAUGAGCUUGAAGAUCUUUUCCAAUCUGGUUGGUUCCAUGACUCCACAACCGAAGUGUAAGUGCUGCUUCAGCUUGCAUUCAAGGGCUCUCACCCAGCCCCAGGGUGGCAGAGAGGAGCAUUGGCCAGGUCCGUGCGCUGUGGAAAGUGGCACGUGUAGGGGUGGAAAAGCUUUAGUUUGUUCUUUUGUUUUCCUUUCUUUUUCCUUGUCGUAACAUGUUCUCUGCUCUGCAAAACCAGCUCAAAGAUCCUGUCUGUCCCUGCCCUUCCCAAGGCUCCAGCUCAGCCUGGGAUGGAGCAGAGCUUUAGCUGUUGAGCUCUAAGCACUGAUGAGCCUGACUGAGCUUAGCAAGGUUAAAACUGCAUCUUCCUGCAUCAGAGGGGCUGCUCCAUCCAGGCAGCCUGGGGCAGGCAGUGACAGGACCCCCCGAGUUCAGGGGUACACUCUAGGGGGGGUGUGGAGAUGCUGGAGAACACUGAAACUAUGAAAACGAGCAGGAAUCAAUGCAAACGGUACAGGGUGAGUGUUUGUUAUUUAACUGUAGAAACCUAGGUCAUGCUGUUCCUUCUUUUGGCUUUAUUUGCACUAGUGCUUGAGAUUAAUUUUUAGGCUGACUUGGCUCAUGAUGUGGUGUUUCAGGAAUGUUUUAGGGAUUUGGUAAGCCUGUCAAUCACAGUCACAGCAGUCGGUGAUAGUGCUCUGGCCUCGUUUCUGGAUACACCAAAUGCAGAGGGAUGGUGGUUUCUUCGUGCCAGGCUUCAAACCCAUGCAGUACCAAGUGUUUGUGUCGCUUGAUAAUGGCAAAGUUUCCUGGGGCCUGGGAUGGGAAAGCAGAAGCUUGUUGCACAAUUAGGGUUAAUUAUCCAGGAGGAGAAACUACCAGUGGCUCCAGCGCUGUUGCGACAUCCCUGUUUCUCAUUCCCACCCUCCCCACAUCCCCAGGACAACGUGAAGGCUGAAUGUGAGACCGGGACAAACACGGCCAAAGCCGAGCCAGGCUCCAAACUCCCUGUAAUAUGGGUGGUGUUACAGGGAGGAAUUUCUCUCCCAUCCCAAAGGACCAGGCAAGUGCAGCCGGACUUCGAUGGAGCUUUGUGGUGAUUUCUAAAGCAAACUGCUGUCCCCCAUCUCUGCGUUCACAUGGGGGGUAACACAUCCCCUGUAGCGUGUGCCAUGGAUUUCCCACUUUCCUAAGGAUAUGGGCAAGGUUCGAGGUGUCUGGUGUGGGAAGAGGGGUGUGAAGGUGGGUUUGCUUUUUGCUAUGCAAACUCCAGGGUGGUUUCAGCUGCGGAUUCAAGUGCUCUUAGUGCCGGGUGCCUCGUGCGGGCGAUGCUCUGUGGUGCCGGUACCCACCUCCCAUCCCUCACCUGUAACUCCUGCAGGAGAUGGAACACCCCUUUUUUUCCCUGUGUUUUUGAAUAAAGAAGGAAAUCCCAGUUGCUUUUCCA
Strigops habroptila (Kakapo) is the source of this 3942-nucleotide messenger RNA. RefSeq names its product pleckstrin homology domain containing A2 (gene PLEKHA2). The record is from RefSeq and is a predicted model, not a curated record. The coding region runs from base 225 to 1478 and encodes 417 amino acids. Gene Ontology annotation, cellular component: membrane; cytoplasm. The transcript is spliced from 13 exons. Gene Ontology annotation, molecular function: PDZ domain binding. NCBI's taxonomy places the organism in Eukaryota, Metazoa, Chordata, Aves, Psittaciformes, Psittacidae.